AUGGAUGAUACUGAUGCAAAACCUCAACUUCCUGUCCAUUUAAUUUUGGGUGCGAGUGAUUAUGCUAAGAUCAAAACUGCUACGGAGCCCUGCAUUGGUGAACCUGGUGAACCAGUAGCUGAACUCACUAAAUUUGGUUGGACAUUGUUAUCACCAGGAACUGAGGAGGAUCUCACGAAAUCAUUGUUUGCAAGGUCUUCUAUGGAAGAUUACAGGAAAUUAUGCGACCUAGACGUGCUUGGUUUGGAAGAUCAGUCAAAUGGAGAUGAAACAAUCUACCAGGAUUUUAAAGAUCAGUUAAUCCAAAGUCCAGAAGGAUGGUAUGAGACAGGGCUUUUGUACAAGCCAACCACCAGCAGUCUACCUAGUAAUAAGGCAGGGAGCCUUGCGAGGCUUGGCAAAUUAGUCAAAAGGCUUGAGAAAAAGCCAAGACUCUUUGAACAGUACCAGCAGAUAAUGAAAGAACAGGAAGAACAAGGAAUCAUUGAGAAGGUGACACAUGAAGCAAAGGGACGUGAAUUCUACCUCCCACACAAACCGGUAGUCAGAGAAUCAGCAGAAAGUACUAAAGUUCGCGUGGUUUAUGAUGCCUCAGCCAAGGAAAGGGAAGACUCACCAUCAUUGAACGACUGUUUGGAAACAGGGCCGAUAUUACAGAAUCUCUUGUGGAAUGUUCUUGUGAGCAAUCGGUUCAAGCCUGUAGCACUUUCAGCGGAUUUAAAGCAAGCGUUCUUACAGAUCAGGAUAAAGCAAAAAGACCGAGAUGUCUUACGGUUUCAUUGGUUGAGCAAAGAAGACCCCAAGCAAGUCGAAGUUUACCGAUUUACGCGAGCUCUGUUUGGAUUAAAUCAAUCACCGUUUCUUUUAGCUGGGACACUCAAUCAACAUCUCAACAGUCAAGAACAGGAGUUUCCAAAAGAAGUAGCUGAGAUAAGAGAUAGCUUGUACGUUGAUGACCUGCUUACGGGAGGGUGCAUUGUGGAGGAAGUACAACAGUUGAAAGAAACCGCAAUCAAAAUCUUUGAUAGAGCUAAAUUCACUCUGCACAAAUGGCACUCAAAUCUUAAAGAACUGGAAGCGAGCGAGCCAGUGGUCAGUGACGCAGCGGUCGAUCAAAGUUACGCUAACCAACGACUGGGCGUUAGAGAAAAUGAGACAAAACUAUUGGGCAUGCCUUGGAACAAAAGCAAAGAUACAAUCGGUGUCCAUUUCCCCGAAAAAUUCAACGAAGAAAACGUAACAAAACGGAUAGUACUUAGCGAGAUUGCUUCAAUCUUUGAUCCUCUCGGUUUAGUUUCGCCAAUUAGUGUACUUGGGAAGAUGAUCUAUAGGGACAUCUGUGAAGCUAAUUUACCCUGGGACGAACAACUUUCUCAUAACCUGAUGCACCGUUGGCGCAACUGGUGUACUAGAGUACCAAGUAUAAUUGAAGUGCCCAGGAGUUUAGUCACACACAGAGAAAGGAUACAAGCCAUAGAUUUGCACGCAUUUGGAGAUGCUAGUGGCCAAGGUACGUCAGCAGCCGUGUAUGCAGUUAUCCUACAAGGCAAGGGUAUCGGUCAAGGACUCAUAACAGCUAAAUCAAGAUUGGCAAAGAAAGGGUUGACCAUUCCAAGACUUGAGUUAGUCUCUGCUCAAAUGGCAGCAAGGCUGAUGGACAACGUGCGAUCCGUUCUUGAAGGGUUGCCUCACGUGGGAACAAAAGAUAAUCCCGCCGAUAUUGGAAGCCGAUGCUGCAACGGAGAUCAGUUGUCUGAAAAAUGGCUUGAAGGACCAAAAUGGCUUUCCAACCCUGAAAAAUGGCCAAGGGAAGUAACCAUAGAAGCUACAGUUGAGACGGAAGCGGAAGUAAAGAAAUGCAAAGAAGUCUUCAUGCCUGCAGUUCAACUAGAGGAGGACAGGUUUUCAGCAAUCUUGGCGAAAUACCCCUAUUGGAAAACCAUGAGAAUAACAGCAUGGGUGUUCAGGUUCGUGUAUAACCUCAAGAAAAAACAGCAACGUCGACGGGGUCCACUCACGACUAACGAGCUACAAACACAAGUUCUCUGGUGGCUGAAAAGAGAACAGCUGCGCUUUGAAAACUCGGAUCAGAUGAGAGAAGACACUCAACGCUUAAACCUUAAGAAAAAUGAGGAAGGAGUGCUGGAAUGUCGCGGAAGGAUGCAAGGAGAAUGCCCGAUCUACAUUCCACCAGAGUCCGAAUUAGCAAAGAAGUUGGUCAUGCACGAACAUUUACGCACUCUCCAUGGGGGAGUCAGUCUGACAAUGACUGCGGUGAGGGAAAAUUACUGGAUACCACGUCUUCGACAACUCACAAAAAAGGUCAGAAGCAGAUGCAACGGUUGCAAGAGGUUCCAAGCGAGUGCAUUCGCCAAACCACCCACUGGCAACCUCCCAAAGGACCGCACAGAAGGAUCACGGCCAUUCCAAGUCAUAGGUGUGGAUUACGCAGGUCCGUUCAUCUAUAAGAAACGAGCAGGUAAAGAAGGAAAAGCGUACCUACUCCUCGUGGGAUGCAGCUUAACAAGAGCGGUUCACUUGGAGAUGCUACCAGAUAUGUCAACAGAAGAAUUCGUGCAUAGCUUCAGGAAGUUAGUUGCUAGACGUGGCAAGCCAGAUAAAGUGUACUCAGAUAAUGCCAAGACCUUUGUGGCCGCAGCCAAACGUGUUCGGAAAAUCUCAAGAGAUGAACAAGUUCAUGACUAUCUUGCUAAGAACAAUAUCAAGUGGCAAUUCAACCUAAGCAAGGCCCCUUGGUGGGGUGGACAGUAUGAAAGACUGAUAGGAUUGGUGAAACAAGCAUUUUAUAAGGUAGUUGGUCGAUCAAGUCUCACAUGGAAAGAAUUGGAAGGGGUAAUCCUUGAUGUGGAGAUAUGUCUAAACAAUAGACCUCUAGCGUAUGUGGAAGACGACCACGAAUUGCCAAUUCUUACACCAAAUGCCAUGAUAACUGGCCAACCGUCCGUCUCAGUGAUUGAAAAUGAUGAAACAAGUGAAGAAGAGGAAUUAAGGAAAAGAGCAAAACAUAUUCAGCGAUGUAAGAAAGCCAUAUGGAAGAUGUGGACGGGGGAGUAUCUAAGAUCAUUAAGAGAGAGACAUAACCUGAAACAUGGAAAAAUGGGAAAAUCUCCAGAAGUGGGUGACGUAGUGCUAAUAAAAGGAGAAGAAAGAAAUCGAGGAAAAUGGAGUGUAGGUAUCGUAGAGGAACUGUAUGAGGGAAGGGAUGGAGUUGUUCGAGGAGCAAAGAUUAAAACACGGAAAACGCAUAUUGACCGAGCACCACAGCAUCUAUUCCCAUUAGAACUACAUAGAGUAGAAGAUGCAAAAGUAGCCACAGAAAACAAUACCCUGGAUCCAGACGCGAAAGAAUUCCGGCCUAGAAGAAACGCAGCAGUAGUGGCAAGAGAGAGGAUGCAGGAAGUCUCAAACCUUGAGGAUAGUAGUUAG
Molecule: messenger RNA, 3447 nt
Organism: Xenia sp. Carnegie-2017
Lineage: Eukaryota; Metazoa; Cnidaria; Anthozoa; Malacalcyonacea; Xeniidae
Exons: 2
Coding region: 1-3447 (1148 amino acids)
Biological process (GO): DNA integration
Molecular function (GO): nucleic acid binding
Source: RefSeq, a predicted model, not a curated record